This is a messenger RNA of Moesziomyces aphidis, 2145 nucleotides long. The record is from the annotation of a GenBank genome assembly. Lineage: Eukaryota; Fungi; Basidiomycota; Ustilaginomycetes; Ustilaginales; Ustilaginaceae.
AUGCAUGCGAAUUUCGCAGCGCGCGUCGCCUCAACCCCGCCCCGCGUCUUGGACCUCGAGGAGUCGAGAAGCGCCUCGUUCCACCUCAAUCCGCUCGACCUGACCGACCGACCGACCGCUUCUCCGUGCCCUGAAAGGGCUCUUCUCAGCAGACUCGGCAGUCGCUUGGCAGAAGAGCGCCUUCAUCGCCGGGCAGCUUUGCUUUCGAAGCUCCCGUUUUCCUCUGCUCUUCCUGGCCGAGGUGUUGCUGCUCGAAAAGGGCAGCAUCACUAUCUUUCCCCUUUGGCAUCCCUUCCAUCAGCUGCUCUCGAAUUUCUGGGUCGAAUUUUCGCCCCUAUUGUUCUGCGUAACAAUCUUGGCCCGGCCAAAAAAAUCAAUCGACAUGAGGAUGUUGAGCGGACCCUUGCGUGCCAGAGCGCAGCCGCGCUCCAACAUUCCGGUCACCUCGAUGACGACCCUGCGCUACAAAGCCACGAAGCACGCCAUAGCACAUUUGCCCCCACCCCAUCGGUGCGCGUAGCUACGUCACGCUCAGAGUGGGCCGCUGUAUCAGACGGUUGGACGAAGCUUCUCCGGGACGAUGAAUCGGGCGAGGUCGAGACGGGCCCAUCAGGUGCAAGAGCUCUCGCGUGGCUCGAGCUUGGCCAUGGCGACUUGAUCGGCAAUGCGAAGCAAGAUUUCAGCCACCGGGGCGCGGGCCGAUGGCAAGACGGUCCAAACGGCUCACGAAAAUCAUCCACGCCAGCUAAAUGCGGUCCUGUGACGCUCACCCUACCGGCCUGUCGCUCGCCUCCGCUUGAACACCGUACCUCUUCCUUACCCAAUACUGCCAGCAAGAUGACGGUCGGAACCACCAACGGUGCCUCCAACGGCCACAGCAACGGCCACGGCGAUGCCCACUCUUCGUCCAUCGGCUUCUCCACCAAGGCCAUCCACGUCGGUUCCGAGCCCAACGCGGCCACAGGCGCUGUCAUUCCUCCCAUCAGCCUCAGCUCCACUUUUGCCCAGGAUGGCAUCGGCAACCACAAGGGCUACGAAUACUCGCGAUCCGGCAACCCCAACCGCGACUCGUUUGAGCGUGCCGUCGCGGCGCUAGAGGGCGGCAGCCGCGGUCUCGCCUUCUCUUCCGGCUCGGCGGUCACCGCCACUGUGCUCAACUCGAUGCCCUCGGGCUCCCACAUUGUCAGCGUCAACGACGUCUACGGCGGCACCUACCGCUACUUCACCAAGGUCGCCACGGUCUCCCAGGGCAUCCAGACCACCUUUGUCGAGAUGGACGGCACGGCCGACGACGUCUCGGAGCGCGUCAACGCUGCCAUCCGCAAGGAGACCUCGCUCGUUUGGAUCGAGACGCCCACCAACCCCACUCUGCGCGUCAUCGACAUUGCUCUCAUUGCCAAGCUGGUGCGCAACCACCCCAACGCCAGCAAGGACAUCAAGAUUGUCGUCGACAACACGUUCAUGAGCCCCUGGUUCCAGAACCCGCUCGCGCACGGCGCCGACCUCGUCAUGCACAGCGUCACCAAGUACCUCAACGGUCACAGCGACGUCGUCAUGGGUGUCGCCGUCACCAACGACGAGGCAUGGGCCGACCGCAUCGCCUUCCUGCAGAACAGCAUCGGUGCCAUCCCAUCGCCAUUUGACAGCUGGCUUGCCCUGCGAGGCCUCAAGACGCUUGCGCUCCGUAUGAAGGCGCACGGCGAGUCGGCGCUCGCCAUCGCUCAGUUCCUCGAGGCGCAUCCGGGCGUCGAGACGGUCAUCUACCCCGGCCUCCCAUCCCACCCUGGUCACGAGGUGGCACGACGACAGAUCUCGAAGCGCGCGGCCGCCGCAGGCCCUACGGGAGCCAACGGCGCCUUCGCGUACGGCGGCAUGAUCUCGUUCCGAAUCAAGGCGGACCCCGCCGACGAUGCUCCGGCUGACAAGCUGCUCUCUAGCCUCAGCGUCUUCACCCUCGCCGAAUCGCUCGGCGGCGUGGAGAGCUUGAUCGAGCUGCCGUCCAAGAUGACCCAUGGCUCCGUAGCGCUCGAAGACAGGAUCAAGAUCGGCAUCGGCCACAACCUGAUCCGAGUCAGCGUCGGUAUCGAGGACACGGCGGAUCUCAUCCAGGACCUCGAGCGUGGUCUCAAGGCGGCUGGCCUCUAG